Bathycoccus prasinos is the source of this 2163-nucleotide messenger RNA. Its product is annotated as FAD dependent oxidoreductase. Bases 1 to 2163 code for a protein of 720 amino acids. Gene Ontology annotation, molecular function: oxidoreductase activity. The transcript has a single exon. The record is from RefSeq and is a predicted model, not a curated record. Lineage: Eukaryota; Viridiplantae; Chlorophyta; Mamiellophyceae; Mamiellales; Bathycoccaceae.
AUGACGACGACGACGAACUACUCGUGGUAUCGAUGGUGUCCCCGUCCUACUCGUCGUUCUCGUUUUCGCUCUUUUUCGUCACACAGUUCGAGAAGCAGACGCGACGCGACCUUCACCGAAGAAGGGAAGAAGAAGAAGAAGAAUGAAUUCGCUUCGGGGAUUAAGCCGCCAGUGCAGUCAAGUUCAUCGUCAUCGUCGACGGGAGGAGAGAGAAGGAAGAAGAAGACAAAAGAAACACGCUUCUCAGAAAACGAGGAGGAGGAUAAAAAGAGCACAAACGGAUGGCGAAUAUUCGACGUCCACAUCGACGCUUCGGAGGAUGUCGGUAAAGACGAUUUCUCGAUUUCUAAACCAAUACUCGAGCGAGUCUGUAAAGUCUUACAUCUUGACAUCGAGGACGAUAUCGAGCGAAAGAUGAAGAAAACGAGCAUUGAAACUAUCCUCCAACGAAACGACGACUAUAUGAUGAAGCAACGGAUACGAGUGGCGAGGAAAUCGUGCGACGCUAGAGGAGGAGGAGGAGGCGCGCGCAGAACGAAGACGAAGAACGCUAACGACCACCAUGAAGAAGAAGAUGAAGAUGAUGAUGAUAAACACCGCGUGCAGUUUUCGUACGUGAUUGAUGUUUCGGACGAGUUCGUGGAGAUGUGCGGCGGGUCUGCGAAAAGAGUGCGCGCGGAGAGGAAGAAAGUGGAACGGACGAAGAUGGAGGAGAAGGAGGAGGAGAAGGUCGACGUAAACGGGUUUAGUAGAGAUGAUGAGUUCAAGGAGGAGAAGAACAAGAACAAAAAAAGAACGGUCGUUAUCGUCGGUUUAGGUCCCGCGGGGUUGUUUUGCGCGUUGACGUUGGCGAGACUGAGCGCGGACACGAAAGUAGUCAUCUUAGAGCGAGGCGAACCGGUCGAGAGACGAGGAAAAGCCAUCGGCGCUUUGUUCCACAGGAGACGGUUAUCGGAGACCUCGAAUUUGUGUUACGGCGAAGGCGGUGCCGGGACGUGGAGCGACGGGAAACUCACGACGAGGAUUGGUAGAAACGGCGAGGAAGUGAAAGACGUGUUUAAAACGUUCGUGGAAUUUGGCGCGCCGCCGGAGAUUUUGCAAAUGGGGAAGCCGCAUCUAGGAACGGACCGAAUGGUGAAGAUUUUACGAAACGCGAGGUACGAAUUGGAAAAGAUGGGGUGCGAGAUUAUGUUUGACGAGACGUGCCGGACAGUUAUGGUGGAAGAUAACAAGGCAGUGGGUGUGACGACAGAGUCGGGGAAAACGAUUCACGCCGAAGCGGUGGUUUUAGCCACCGGUCACUCGUCGAGAGCUUUGUUCGAACAACUCUCCAACGACGGCGUAUUACUCGAAUUUCAAUCAUUCGCGAGUGGUUUUCGUAUCGAACACCCGCAGGAAUUGUUAAACGAGUUACAAUACGGGGAACGGUUCGCAAAAGAAGUCGAACGAGGGAAAGGGCGCAUUCCCGUCGCCGAUUACAGAGUCGCGCAUACGAACAAAGAGGACAAUCGAGGCGUGUUUUCGUUUUGUAUGUGUCCCGGAGGUCAAAUCGUUCCGACGUCGACAAAUGUGCACGAGUUAUGCAUUAACGGCAUGUCAUUCAGUCGCCGUCAGUCGCUUUGGGCGAAUUCUGGGUUAGUCACGAACGUCAAGUUGGAAGAUUGCGCGCCGUUCAACGACGAACACGAAACGAAGCCGCAUUUGAGCGGCAUUCUAUUUCAACAGGACAUCGAACGGAAAGCGGCUGUUUUAGGUGGCGGCGAUUUAACGGUACCCGUACAAACCGCUCACGAUUUCUUGCUCGGCGUUGUUUCGGACGAGAAAUCCUUGCCGAGCUCCUCGUACCGUCUCGGCAUUAAAUCUGCCGAUUUGACGACGCUAUACCCGCAACAUCUCACCGAAGCUAUUCAGUUUGCGUUGAAAAAAUUCGAUAAACAAAUGCCCGGAUACGCGGGAAAGGAAGCAUUGAUACACGCCCCAGAAACGCGAACGAGUAGUCCCGUGCGCAUAGUUCGCAACUCGGAAUCGUUAGAGAGCGAAAACACGGAAAAUUUAUUCCCAAUUGGCGAAGGCGCGGGGUAUGCUGGCGGAAUCGUCAGCGCCGCUGUCGAUGGCAUGUGCGCGAGUAAGAAAGUGUUGGCGAAGUUACUAAAAGUCGUUUGA